GGCGGAGCGCGGCCUCCUGAUUGCCCCGUAGAGAGCGUAGUGGCGCGGUUGGAGUGCGGGUCAAGAAACCCACUGUGAAAUUGCUGCAGAAGCAGGAAUGAUUACAGAGAGAGUAGUGCUGAACUCACGUCCUGGUAAGAAUGGAGUGCCAGUGGCUGAAAACUUCCGACUGGAGCAAAGUACAAUAGCGGAUACGAUCCAAGCUGGACAAGUGCGAGUUAGAACCCUUUACCUCUCUGUAGACCCUUACAUGCGCUGCCGGAUGAAUGAGGAUACAGGCUCAGAUUACUUCCUGCCCUGGCAGCUCUCUGAAGUUGCUGAUGGUGGGGGCAUUGGGAUUGUGGAGGAGAGCAAGCACGAUAACCUUGCUAAAGGAGACUUUGUAACUUCCUUCAAUUGGCCCUGGCAGACAGUGGCCAUUCUAGAUGGAAGCUUGCUACAGAAGCUCAUCCCACAACUUGUAAAUGGACACCUUUCAUACUUCCUUGGCGCUGCUGGCAUCACAGGGCUGACGGCCUUGCUAGGGGUCAGGGAGAAGGGACACGUGGCUGCGGGUGCAAACCAGACCAUGGUGGUGAGCGGAGCAGCCGGUGCCUGCGGCUCUUUGGCUGGCCAGAUUGGCCGCCUGGAGGGCUGCUCUAGAGUGGUGGGGAUUGCUGGCACAGAUGAAAAGUGCUCCAUUUUGGUCCAAGAAAUGGGGUUUGAUGCUGCCAUCAAUUACAAGAAGGGGAAGGUGGCAGAGCAGCUACGUGAACUCUGCCCAAAUGGUGUGGAUGUUUACUUCGACAAUGUGGGUGGAGACAUCAGUGAUACAGUUAUAAGUCAGAUGAAUCAGAACAGCCAUAUUAUCCUGUGUGGACAGAUCUCUCAGUACAACAAAGAUGUGCCUUAUCCUCCUCCGCUGCCUCCUGACACAGAAAAAAUACAGAAGGAAAGGAAUAUCACAAGGGAACGAUUCUUAGUGCUGAACUAUAUGGACAAACAGGAAGCUAGUAUAGUCCAACUCUGUCAGUGGAUCCAAGAGGGUAAACUGAAGGUCAGAGAGACUGUGGUAGAAGGCUUAGCAAACAUUGGUGCUGCUUUCCAGUCCAUGAUGAAUGGAGGCAAUAUUGGAAAACAGAUCGUCUCAGUUUCUAAGUAAAAGUCACUGCUUCAGCAAAAAGAACAGAAUCCUUGCUGAAGCUGCCCCUGAAAGAAGGAAGCGUGGAGUGAUGGACGCCGUAAACUGUGAUGAAGAGAGAGACACCUGCAGUGUAGCAUUAGAUGGUCUGAAAUCUUCCAGUGUGCAUUUUCCAACUACAGAACUAUUGACUGGCUCACUUGCAGCUGGACUGUGAAACCAGCAUCAGCACAACUCAAGCAGCAUUAAUCAUAGUGUCACAUUGGCACAGUAUUUAAGAACUUGGGAUAUUUAUAUUGUACCUCAGUGGCUCUGAGAGGUUUUCAUUUCUACUAUGUAAGUUCUGAGCUCAGACGAUUUCAACGUCCAGGUUUUAUAAAUCAAAGCAGCGGAUAGUGCCACCAACCACAGUCUCAUUGGGGACAGGAAGAAAGCCCAGGUCCCAUAAGUUCUCUGCAGGAAAUAGCAGGAAUAGACCUGCCAGGCCAGGAAGACAGCCAUGGCCAGGUGACCAAGCACAGCCAUGGGGCCUCGGAUGUGAGUGAUGUGAGAACGGAAGCUGUGCCCUUGGCAUCGCAGCAACAGGCACCAGCACAGAUAGGCCAUUAAUGGCAGGUUGAAAAACAACAUCUGAAAAAGAAGAGCAGAGAAAAAUAAGAUGAUCAGCAAGGCAAGUGUUCUGGGUAACAAACACAAGACACAGAAAGAAAAGCACAUAAAGCUGUUCCUUUUUAAGGAUGCACUUCUAAGACUCUGCAGCUGAUAGAGCUGUGGCUGCCCCUGCCUCAGUCGUAGGCCAAGCUUUCCUGUGCUAAUGGCAACUGGGAAAACCAGAGGGCAGGCAGGUCAGACUUCUGGGAGAGCUGGACUUGUGUGUACAGGGAGAGUCACACCUGGUGACCCACAGGUUGUUACUCAGUGGGCAACUGCUGCCCUGGCUGCUCAGUUCCUUUUCCGUAAUCACUGCAGCCUCUGCAUGAGCCAAGGACUAAAUAAAUAAAUAAAGUUACAGAGUGGUAAAUCUGUAAAGGUGGCCUCUGAUCCAGAGAGUCCAAAGCAACAGAGUAAAAGAGAAGUCCGAGAAAAUGAUGAACAGCCUCCUUCCUUUCUGACCUUUACAUUUGCAGGAAGGCAGAAAGAACUAUUGUAGUCAGGCAUGGCCACUCAUUUCUAUCCUUCCACAACUCCUUUCUUUAUAAUAGAAAAGAAAAAUAAGACAAAGUUCCCAAAAGAAAGCUGUUUGUCAGUCUUAAUUUUCAUAAACAUGUACCUGUAAAAUCCCAACCGCAAAUGUCAUACUGCCCUGUAAGAAGGAACCACCAACGAACACUCCAAAGGAAAAACAGGCUCCCACUUGGCCAUCUAUUAUUUCACCUACAAACCAUGGUCCUGAAAGAGAGGAAACAGAACAUGCAGCACCAUCAGAAAACACAGGAUUACAGUAACAUACAUGAAAGUCAUGGUCAUAACCAAUUACAGCUUGGCUCAGCUUGGAAGUCAGCAUGGGCAGGCUGCACCCUCUUAUGCCUACUGCACUGACUGCCAAGCAAGUACCUCUUUUAGUUAACAUCAGAGGAGAAAUCAGCUCAAAUUGUUAGCAGCACAGCCCACACAUCUUAGUGAUGUCUCACUUCUAAUGUGCAUUCCAUAUGCUCUUUUUACACCAAGGUACAACCAGGUCUUACUCAAAGAAUAAGUGAAAGGCAAAUGAAGUUUUUUAAUACUCUGCUCUCUAGUAACGUGUUUAAUUAUUUCUAGGGCUUCUAAGUUAUAAUCUUUAGUC
Colius striatus (speckled mousebird) is the source of this 2903-nucleotide messenger RNA. It is a transcript of the gene PTGR2, whose product is annotated as prostaglandin reductase 2. Gene Ontology annotation, biological process: prostaglandin metabolic process. NCBI's taxonomy places the organism in Eukaryota, Metazoa, Chordata, Aves, Coliiformes, Coliidae. The coding region runs from base 98 to 1141 and encodes 347 amino acids. Gene Ontology annotation, molecular function: 15-oxoprostaglandin 13-reductase [NAD(P)+] activity. The record is from RefSeq and is a predicted model, not a curated record. The transcript has 11 exons.